AUUUGGAUGACAAAUUGCCCAAAACCAAAAUCCACGAAGCAAAUCACGCCCAUGAUUGGGGCUGGGGGAGAGUUCGUUCUCUCCCCGAAUCUAUGACUUCAGUUGCUCCCUCCGACUCUAUGCAGUCGUGUUGCUUCUGUUCUCUUUUUUAAACCCUAACUUCUAUCCGGUCCAGUCUAGCAGUGGCAAGAGUUUGGAACUCCAAUGGCGCUCGUUAGUUUUCCCUUGCCAUCAUCACCUCUUUGAGACUUUGACAUGCCUCUAGUUGCUUGUGUCCUCAAGCUACGAAUUUGUUACUGGAAAACCAGUGGUUGAAGAAUUGGGGAUGCAAUCCUUUUAGAUGUCAGAUCAUGGGGUUCUUAGUUCAACUUGGAGAUGUUUUUCCACUCUAGGGCAUUGGAUCGGUAGCAUAUUACCAAGAGAUAACAAACAUUCUGGAUUGUCACCUUUUACUAAUUUUGCUGAGGUAAGGAGCCGUGAUCUGGUUGAAGCCAGGGAUAUUCAGUACCUGACUGAAAUGGGGGAUCAUAUAGAUAUUAGUUCUGAUAGUGACUUUGAGCUGGAUGAGGAUGAUGAUUACGGUGGUGUAUCACUGAUAGAGGGCCCUACUAAUACCCGAAUUCUUCCGCAAUGGGCGACAAACUCAAGUGGUGCCGGUUCAAUCAGUAGGAAUCCAAAUGCUCCGUCAAGUUCUUAUGCUUCUAAUAGUGGGUCAUCAAAUCUAAAUAAACUUCGGAUCAGCAGUUAUGGGGACGACUCAAGAACUUCAAACCAGAUUGUAGUCUGUCCAGAUUAUAAUGGCAAUGGCAGUGCAGGUCACAUGAGAUCUGCAAACUCUAGGAUUGCUAAUGUUUCUGGUGCAGAGUACGAGAAGCUUUCAUCACAACAAGCUUUGAGGCGGACCCUUCCCACGUCACUAGAUGGAUCUGGGCCAAGUAGCAAAAUGAACAGGUUAACUGAUGGUGCAGGUAGCAGCCAGGCCUAUGGUCCCCAUCGAAAUAUGUACAAUCCCUCAGGAUCAGGUUUUGGCAACAACCUGGAUUACACACGGGACCGUUACAGCCAGGAUAAUGAUGAAGAUGUUAUAAUGUAUGAAAAGAAUGGAACUAGGGCCUUACCUCAGUCAUGGGUGCAUGGGAAGUCCCAUAUGCCUGCACCCUCUGCUAGUCCAAACGAGCAUGCAUACCAUUCUAUGGCAGGUGAUGAAAGGACUGCUGUAUGUGAUGAGAGACUAAUUUAUCAAGCAGCAUUGCAGGUGUAUCUUCAACUUACUUGUGUGAUGUCAAUUCAAAGAGGUCUUAAUCAACCAAAAUUUGAGGCCAAGUUACCUGAAGGUUUAUUGUCUGUGCCUCUUCUGAGACACCAGAGAAUUGCAUUGGCAUGGAUGCUUCAGAGGGAGACAAGAAGUUUACAUUGUUUAGGUGGAAUUUUAGCUGAUGAUCAGGGUCUCGGCAAAACCAUAUCAAUGAUUGCCCUUAUACAAAUGCAGAAGGCUCUGGAGUUGAAAUCUAAGUCCGAAGAUCAGAGUAAUAAAAAGACUGAAGCAUUGAAUUUGGAUGAAGAUGAUGAUAGCAGCAAUCAAGUUUCCGAUAAAGGAAAGCAGACUGUUGAAAGUAGCGGUAUAGGAAAAACAGAAGAAGUUGGUACUUCUUCAAAGGCACUUAAUAGACAGAGACCAGCUGCUGGUACAUUGGUUGUCUGCCCAGCUAGUGUUCUCCGCCAGUGGGCGAGGGAGUUGGAUGAAAAAGUUGCAAAUGAGUCAAAACUGACUGUCUUGAUAUAUCAUGGAGGCACUAGAACGAGGGAUCCUGCAGUAUUGGCAAAGUAUGAUGUUGUAAUGACUACAUAUGCAAUAGUAACGAAUGAAGUUCCAAAACAACCUUUGGUUAAUGAGGAUGAGCUUGAUGUUAAAACUGCAGAGAGAAGUGGUGUAUCUUCUGAAUUUUCGGUUGAUAAGAAGAGGAAAAAUCAGCUUGGUACUAACAAGAAGAGAAAGAAGAGCAGGAAGGGAGCAGAUAGUUCCCCUUUCGAUUACGAUUGCAGUCCACUUGCCAGGGUGAGUUGGUGUAGGGUGAUUUUAGAUGAAGCCCAAACAAUAAAAAAUCAUCGAACUCAAGUGGCUAGAGCUUGCUGCAGCCUUCGUGCCAAAAGGAGAUGGUGCCUUUCUGGAACACCUAUCCAGAAUGCGAUUGAUGAUUUGUACAGUUAUUUCAGGUUUCUCAGAUAUGAACCCUACUCAGUUUAUAAGUCAUUUUACAGUGCCAUAAAGCUCCCAAUAUCAAGAAAUUCAAUUCAAGGUUACAAGAAACUGCGAGCUGUUUUAGCAGCUGUAAUGCUGAGGCGUACCAAAGGGACAAUGAUAAAUGGGGAGCCUAUCAUCAAAUUGCCUCCAAAAUCAAUCGGUUUGAAUAAGGUGGAGUUCUCACCGGAGGAGCGAGCUUUCUACACCCAGCUAGAAUCUGAUUCAAGUUCUAAGUUCAAGGCUUAUGCUGCUGCUGGCACUGUUAGUCAAAACUAUGCAAAUAUUCUUUUGAUGCUUUUACGCCUUCGACAGGCUUGUGACCACCCGCUUCUUGUCAAAGGUUUCAAUUCUGACUCUGUACAGAAAGUUUCAGUAGAUAUGGCAAAGAGACUUCCAAUGAAAAUGGUGCUUGAUCUAUUGGACCGGGUGGCUUCUCACACAGCCAUUUGCCGUAUCUGCAGUGAUCCACCUGAAGAUCCUGUUGUUACAAGGUGUGGUCAUGUUUUCUGCUAUGAGUGUGUAUCAAAUUACCUGACCGGGGAUGAUAACACCUGUCCUGGUCUUAACUGCAAAGAGCAGCUUAGUUCUGAUGUUGUGUUCUCGGAAGCUACUCUUAGAAGUUGCAAAUCUAAUAAUAAUGAUACUGGUUCUUCUCGUUCGAAGCUCAAUCAUCAGAUCACAGAGAAUGAGUAUAGCUCUUCAAAAAUCAAAGACGUCCUUCGCAUUCUUCAGUCACAUACUGGAAUGGAUGAACCAGAUGAUGUGGAUUGCUCAGUUGUGAGCUCGGUUCCCAAGGGACCUAUAAAGACAAUAAUUUUUUCACAAUGGACAGGCAUGUUGGACUUGGUCGAGAUGUCACUCAAUCAGACCCGCUUAAAGUAUAGGAGGCUUGAUGGGACAAUGAGUUUAAAUGUGAGAGACCGGGCUGUUAAAGAUUUCAAUACUGAUCCUGAGGUAACUGUGAUGCUAAUGUCGCUUAAGGCCGGGAAUCUUGGUUUAAAUAUGGUUGCUGCAUCUCACGUUAUCCUUCUGGACCUUUGGUGGAAUCCGAGCACGGAAGAUCAGGCAAUUGACAGAGCUCAUAGAAUUGGUCAGACUCGACCGGUUACUGUGACCCGGCUUACCAUUGAAGACACAGUGGAGGAUAGGAUACUGAAAUUGCAGGAUGAGAAGCGGAAAAUGGUUUCAUCCGCUUUUGGGGAGGACCAAGGUGGGGGAACAGCUACAAAACUUACUGUGGAAGAUCUGAGGUUUCUAUUUAUGGACCGGGAUGCUGUCCGCUGACAAGUUUGGGUUAUUUGAGCUGCUACUUAACGAAGAUGCGUUGGUCGAGUCAGUGUUAGAAACAUUUUAUGGCAUUGCACAGUUGGAAAGGCAAUUUUUGGUCUCAUCAAAGUGCAGACUGGGAAGCAGAGCCCGCGGUAAGCACAUUGUACAUAUUGCUAAUUGUGGGGGCCUAGUGUACAUCGAGAAGGGUAGAUGUAGUUUUAUAGGAUAGCGUGGUAAAUGAUGAUGAUAUGGUAGAAAUUUGUUAGUUCAAAGGCGAUGCUUGAGCGACAAGAUACCUGGUUCCAAAUUUGACUUGGGUUUCACCGUAGAACGUUUGUCGCAGCGUGAGUCAGGGGCCGAAUGCAAGUUAGCUUUGGUGAUUAAGGGUUUGUUCUCUGCACUGUGGUUGCAUGGACAUAGGCUGGCUGUAUUGUUUGUGGGCUCCCAUCGACUAGAGUGGUGUAAGGAAACUAAUACUGACAGACAGCAUUGCAUAACAAUCACUCCUAGCAGGCAUUGGGAUUAAGACAUCUUAACGUGAUUAACGAUCGUUUAAUUGCAUGUUCUGUGGUCCAUUGAUCAUUGGCGCGAUAAGACUGUGUCGUGAUCCAAUGAUCAGGGUGCAAAACUAGUUUUACAACAUUAUGGGAGGGGAUCACUUUAUAAGAAGGGAGUUGUGGCCUUGUGGGUACCCCUCUACCAAGCUAUCUCAUACCAACUUCAGACACGGGCUCGAUGAGGAGUGCGGAUCCUGUGACUAGGGGGUCUUUAGUCAAGCGACUAAGCCCCUCCUAGCCCUUGAAUCGGGUCAUCAGUAACCACACGCGGGCCGUAGAUCUGGGGAUGGAGAAAUCGUGUGGAUGGGCUGGACGCUAGGUGGAGAGGGGCAUUUUUGUCCGUUUUUGUAUUUUUAAUUUUUUUAUUUAUUCCGCAUUUCAAUGGCUGUCUUUUCAAUGAAAGAGAGAGAAUGGUCUUUUCCUUUUCUCUGCAACUCAACUUUCUUCCUUCUCUCUUCAUUUUUUCAAUAUCUUUCCAGAUCCUUUCUCUUUCUCUAUUCCUUCUCUCUUACUUUUUCUCUCACAAUCUCCUU
Linum tenue is the source of this 4601-nucleotide messenger RNA. Lineage: Eukaryota; Viridiplantae; Streptophyta; Magnoliopsida; Malpighiales; Linaceae. The record is from the annotation of a GenBank genome assembly.